Siniperca chuatsi (mandarin fish) is the source of this 1322-nucleotide messenger RNA. It is a transcript of the gene zdhhc4, whose product is annotated as zinc finger DHHC-type palmitoyltransferase 4. Gene Ontology annotation, biological process: peptidyl-L-cysteine S-palmitoylation; protein targeting to membrane. Lineage: Eukaryota; Metazoa; Chordata; Actinopteri; Centrarchiformes; Sinipercidae. Gene Ontology annotation, molecular function: protein-cysteine S-palmitoyltransferase activity. The record is from RefSeq and is a predicted model, not a curated record. The coding region runs from base 176 to 1222 and encodes 348 amino acids. Gene Ontology annotation, cellular component: endoplasmic reticulum; Golgi apparatus. The transcript is spliced from 7 exons.
UAGCUUGGAAUUUAGCUACAUCGAUGCUAAGGAAGUAGCAUUGUUUAAAGAGCAUGUUCAUAGACCAAAAGUGCAGCUGGUAGCCAUAGUGCUAACUAAACCAACUAUGUUGACGUGAAAUACAACACUGAAAGGCAGCUAUGUGUGACCUCAACUAGAAGCGGCCAGGUGAGACAUGGAUUUCCUCACUCUGUUUGCUAUUUACGUCGUAGUGGUGCUGACAUGUAUAGUCCUAGUCUGCAAGUACUCAGGACAGCAGCAAACCCCCUUUAAUGUCAUCUUCAACUCUGUGGCAAAGGUAGUUGCACCAUUUACGCCAAAAUGGCUGCAAAAGUGUUCACAGUGGACCUUGCACAGACUGUUUCAUCAAAGGAACAACAUGUUCAUCUAUCUGCAUAUCCUGCUAGAGGGUGCUGUGUAUGCAGAGUUCACCUAUGAGGUGUUUGGCUUCUGCAGGCAGAUGGACACCACUCUGACCAGCCUGUCUGUGCCUUAUGUCCUGCUGGCCAUCAAGACGUUCUUCUUCUACCUCUGCAUCAAGAGGGAUCCAGGCACAGUGACAAAGAAGAAAGUCGCUGGCCAGCUGCACAUCUAUCCGUAUGACAGGAAGCUGUUUCACCCGGGAGUCUCCUGUCCAACCUGCCAGCUCCUCAAACCGGCUCGCUCCAAACACUGCAGGGUCUGCAACAGGUGUGUCCAACGUUUUGACCACCACUGUGUCUGGGUGAACAACUGCAUCGGUGCUCAGAACACACGUUACUUCUUGCUUUACCUCUUCAGCAUGUGCGCCAUGGCAGGCGACAUCGCCCUACUAACAGGAGACAUGCUGCUUCAUGCCGUACUGCGGUCUGGGCUUCUGACGGCCAGUUAUAUAGAUGAGUACGGCCAGCAGCAGCCAGCAGGACCUCUGUUUGUUGUACAGCAUCUGUUCCUGACCUUCCCCCGAAUCGUCUUCAUGCUGGGAUUUCUGGUCUUUGUCUUCUUCCUCCUGGCGGGUUAUGCCCUGUUCCAUUCCUACCUGGCUCUUGUCAACCAGACCGCCAAUGAGUGGUACAAAAGUCGAGGUUACAUUUGUCAGCACUGCCACCCAACUGCAACAGCAGACCAUCUCUGUAGCCCAGCGCCAGAGCACUCUAAAAUACACUACUACAGCAGAGGGCUACUCCGAAACCUGGGAGAGAUUUUCUUCCCUCCACAACCUGUUCAGAAAAAACACAACUGAAAAAAGAUACUGCCUUCUGUGUUGUUAUGCUGCAUUUACUGGGGUUUACUGUCCUUAAGAACUACUGCUGACUGAAGAAAUAAAGUUUACGUUAGGGAGA